This is a messenger RNA of Heterocephalus glaber (naked mole-rat), 2250 nucleotides long. It is a transcript of the gene Gal3st3, whose product is annotated as galactose-3-O-sulfotransferase 3. Gene Ontology annotation, cellular component: membrane. Gene Ontology annotation, molecular function: galactosylceramide sulfotransferase activity. The record is from RefSeq and is a predicted model, not a curated record. Lineage: Eukaryota; Metazoa; Chordata; Mammalia; Rodentia; Bathyergidae. Gene Ontology annotation, biological process: glycolipid biosynthetic process.
UGGGGGCAGGCGGCGGGCAGAGCCGAAAGGAGCUGAGCGAGCGGACGCCGACGCCACCUGAUCCCAUCCAAGCGCAGCUAGGCGAUCGACCCAGCACUCUGUGCUCUGGGCCCCAGCGCCCUCAGACCCUUGCGGAUUUCGGAACAAGGGGCCAGAGGGAGCGGGGAGUCACCCCUUACCGGGGUCAGAGGCUGAGCCCGCGCGUGAGGCCAGUCCUGCUAGGGCCUGGAGCCCAUCUCCUCUGCCUCCUGCAAACCUGUCUGCCUCCUUCUCUUGCCAGGCUUCUCAGGAACCCUGGCCCUGCUACCAGAGCCCCAGGAGCCCCCAUGAGUACUGGUAAAGGGAGUCCUGGAUAGCAAGGCCCAGGGUGGUCUGGGGGUGGCGCUUCACCAUGCCACCCAUUCUCCAGCACCUCCAGCAGGCUACCAAGAUGAUGAGCCGCAGGAAGAUACUGCUAUUGGUGCUGGGGUGCAGCACCGUAAGCCUCCUCAUCCACCAGGGGGCACAGCUCAGCUGGUACCCCAAGCUGUUCCCCCUGAGCUGCCCUCCUCUGCGGGAGUCGCCACCACGCCCCAAGCACAUGACAGUGGCCUUCCUGAAGACACAUAAGACAGCGGGCACGACAGUGCAGAAUAUCCUGUUCCGCUUCGCCGAGCGCCACAACCUAACAGUGGCCCUGCCGCACCCGAGCUGCGAGCACCAGUUCUGCUACCCACGCAACUUUUCGGCGCACUUCGUGCACCCGGCCACGCGGCCACCGCACGUGUUGGCCAGCCACCUGCGCUUCGACCGCGCUGAGCUCGAGCGCCUCAUGCCACCCGGCACGAUCUACAUCACCAUCCUGCGCGAGCCGGCUGCCAUGUUUGAGUCGCUCUUCAGCUACUACAACCAGUACUGCCCGGCCUUCCGGCGAGUGCCUAACGCGUCACUCGAGGCCUUCCUUCACGCGCCUGAGGCCUACUACCGGGCAGGUGAGCACUUCGCCAUGUUCGCGCACAACACACUGGCCUACGACCUUGGCGGCGACAACGAGCGCAGCCCACGCGACGACGACGCCUACUUGGCAGGCCUCAUCCGCCAAGUGGAGGAGGUCUUUUCGCUCGUCAUGAUAGCCGAGUACUUCGACGAGUCCCUAGUCCUGCUGCGGCGCCUGCUGGCCUGGGACCUGGACGACGUGCUCUACGCCAAGCUCAACGCGCGCGCCGCCAACUCGCGGCUGGCCGCCAUUCCCGCGGCGUUGGCGCGGGCCGCGCGCGCCUGGAACGCGCUGGAUGCCGGCCUCUAUGACCACUUCAACGCCACCUUCUGGCGCCGCGUGGCGCGCGCCGGCCGCGCUUGCGUGGAGCGCGAGGCGCAGGAACUGCGUGAGGCCCGCCAGCGCCUGUUGCGCCGCUGUUUCGGCGAUAAACCGGUGCUGCGGCCCGCCGCGCAGAUCCGCACCAAACAGCUUCAGCCUUGGCAGCCCAGCCGCAAGGUGGACAUCAUGGGCUAUGACCUGCCCGGCGGCGGCAGCGCUGGCCCAGCCCCCGAGGCCUGCAUCAAGCUGGCCAUGCCCGAGGUGCAGUAUUCGAACUACCUGCUGCGCAAGCAGAAGCGCCGCGUCAGCACCCGACCCCGCCCUGAGCCCAUCCUGGACAAACCACCCCCUAGACCCAUCAGGGCACUGCCCCGAGGGCCCCAGGGCCCCUGAGCUCCACUUGCCUGCCAGAUCCUGGCUCUUGUCUUGUCCUCCCAGGAGGAGGCUCCCUCCAGGUCUUGUCCCAUCUGGACCCUUUCUUUCCCAGGGCCUUGAGCCCUCCACCGAAAUUAGAAAUAUGUCUCUCCAUGUGAACCGACCUCUCCAGCUUGGGCUGAAUGCCACCUUCAGGGAUGGUGCUGAUAUGCCCGAUUGAGGCCUGGACCACCCUCUCCUUCCUAGCUAGUUGGUAACUUUAACAAGAGGUUUAAAGGCCUUCCAGGACUGACCACCUGCCUUUUUCUGGGGACUGAGCCCCCCAGCCCACCCCACAGUCUUUUCAAAGUAGUUUGCAAGAGCCAGAGAAAGGCUGAGCCCUGGGAAAAGGCGGUGCUUCCUGACAGAGUUGUGGGGCUCUCACUCUUCCCAGGGCUGUAGAAGCCCAUACAGUCUUGUCUUCCAGAUUCUACUCUCCCCACAGACCUAAGCUGCUCCCAGACUCCCAGAACCAAGAGUUCUUGGGUUGGGCUUUUUGUUUGGUUUUCCAUUUUUUAAUAAAACAUCUUUAAAUUGUG